AUUCCCCCAGAUCAACAGCGUCUUAUAUUUGCUGGCAAGCAGCUGGAAGAUGGCAGAACACUUUCUGAUUACAACAUCCAGAAGGGUAUGUCUGCCUAUUCAGUGACCAGUCAUUUUGCGGUAAAAAUGUCUUAUGUCGUUUUGCUUAAGAAGUGAAACGAGCACUACACAUGUGUCCACCGUUUUUUCUCAGCCCUGAUACAAAAAAGUGUGAUAUGCAUUGAUAUACACUCAGUCUUCAGUCACUGAUCAGGCGAAAAUAUUUAGGGAACUGACCCAUCAGCAAAGUAACUUACAGUAUGUUGUAAGACGUAGGCAAACAGGAUCGAUGUUGGUGAAACAACUGUUACUGGUAACGUCCUAUUCAUAUCUGUUUGCCUAUGUUCGUUUACCAGUCAAUUCUUCCUGAAAAACACCUCUGUAAGGUCAUACCACCCUUUGAGUAGUUUUGGGAAUCAGCUGAGAUUUCAUUAUCAAUCAAUGAUUUUUUUUGGCUGUAUACCACUAUUAUUAAUUACCCUCAUUUUGUGCCCUGUAUUUGAACACAUCAAAAACAUAAAAAAGGAUCAUCAGAUUACAGCUGCAUAACUAUUCCAUGAUAAUUAAUUUAACAUCAUCCACUUUCAAUUAGGGUAUCACAUUUCUUAAGGUUUUCAGUCAGUGUUCAAUUAGAAUGAUUAUAAUAUCAUUGCUGAUGGACACAGCAACAAUGAAGAAUGUCUUUAAGAUGGUGUUAAAGUUGUAGUACUUUUCUGUCAACAGAGUCAACUCUUCACCUUGUGCUAAGGCUGCGUGGUGGAGUUAUUGAGCCCAGUUUGCGUAUUUUGGCUCAAAAGUACAACUGCGACAAGAUGAUCUGCCGAAAGUAG
This is a messenger RNA of Porites evermanni, 869 nucleotides long. Lineage: Eukaryota; Metazoa; Cnidaria; Anthozoa; Scleractinia; Poritidae. The record is from the annotation of a GenBank genome assembly.